Molecule: messenger RNA, 1446 nt
Organism: Salvelinus sp. IW2-2015
Lineage: Eukaryota; Metazoa; Chordata; Actinopteri; Salmoniformes; Salmonidae
Product: zinc finger protein 136
Biological process (GO): regulation of transcription by RNA polymerase II
Cellular component (GO): nucleus
Molecular function (GO): DNA-binding transcription factor activity, RNA polymerase II-specific
Source: RefSeq, a predicted model, not a curated record
AAAUCUAUCCAUUAAAUUGUUGUUUCUAAUCGAACACAUUUGUGGGCUGCACAACAAUAUGGCGGGGUAAAAGCCAGGUUAUGACUAGACGGGAUGCAGCUUUUGUCAAAUUAACAUCAUAUUUGACUUUUCGCAGCAAGUUAUGAUAAUUUACGAAACAGGUUAAGAGAAUGAACGUAGCAGGUUAGGAUAAUUGUGUUAAGUUUAUGACAAGAGUUAUGGUUAGUGUUAGUAAAAUGCAAAAUAAAUCAACUUUUGAUGUUAAUUUGACCAAAGCUGGAUACCUUCUAGUCUUGACCGGGUAACCACGGCAGAAAAAGAACGGAGUGACUCGAUGUUGUUUUAGAAUAAGACGAUAACAUGGAGUCCAUUGAUUUGGAGAGGGAGGACCCUUCUAGCUCACUAUCUGGAUAUGCCAAUGGAGAGAUAAUGACCCUGGAGAUCACAGACGUCUCUCCAGACUUGCUUGUUCUCGAGGUAAAAGACAACCUACCUGAAAGUAACCAUGGCAGCCUAGACAUGGAGAUGGAUGCUGACUUUCAUAAUGAUGAUGGGCAUGGUUUUGCGAAUGUGGAACUCCAGUUCUUUCCAUGUGAUGCCUGCGAAGCCUCCUUCACUAGCGAACCAGAGCUGGAGCAGCACUUCAUAAGCUCUCAUUCAAUAUGUGAUGUAGCAAGUGAGAGAGGAAGACCAAAAGCCAAGUCAAUGGAAACAGGUGUCUCACCCCUGCACACCUGCAUGACUUGUGGGAAGGUGUUCAAAUACCUAACUUCAUUUCGAAAACAUGAGGAAACUCAUAUCAAAGCCCUGUACACCUGCAAGACUUGUGGGAAGGAGUUUAAAUACCUAACUUCAUUCACAAAGCACCAGGCCACUCACAUUGUACCAAGACUGAGAGGAAAUGGAAAGUCAAUCAUAGCAGUAGGCUUAAAUGUCAAUCAGAAAGUGAAAGGCCUUCACACCUGCAGGCACUGUGGUAAGGGGUUCAAAUACCUAACUUCUUUCAUAAAGCAUGAGAAGACACACAGGAUAACCAAAAAAAGCAGAAAAAAACAGAGGAACCCUUCAAGUUCUGAGAUUAUUGUACGUCUUGAAGGCAAUAGGAAAGAUGCCACAGAAACUUGUGUAAGGGCCAUCAAGAAAAACAGGAAGAACAGCGACGAUACUGAGGAUCAGGAUGCAUGUAUUCUAAUAUCUUCUGAUGAUGAACUAGCCAACACUGCAGAGCAGCAAACGCCUGACUCUAACCAUUCUCCUCCUUUUCCUUCUGACUCUAACCAUUCUCCUCCUUUUCCUUCUGACUCUAACCAUUCUCCUCCUUUUCCUUCUGACUCUAACCGUUCUCCUUUUCCUUCUGACUCUAACCGUUCUCCUCCUUUUCCUUCUGACUCUAACCGUUCUCCUCCUUUUCCUUCUGACUCUAACCGUUCUCCUCCCCCUUUCUGA